Cynara cardunculus var. scolymus (artichoke) is the source of this 426-nucleotide messenger RNA. RefSeq lists its product as uncharacterized. The transcript has a single exon. Bases 1 to 426 code for a protein of 141 amino acids. The record is from RefSeq and is a predicted model, not a curated record. NCBI's taxonomy places the organism in Eukaryota, Viridiplantae, Streptophyta, Magnoliopsida, Asterales, Asteraceae.
AUGUCUUGCAAGCCCAAGGAGUUUUAUGGUAAAGAAGGUGCAAUUGGAUUAUUAUCAUGGAUUGAGAGUAUGGAGUCGGUACUCCAUAUUAGCAAGUGUUCCGAAGACUGUAAGGUGGAGUACGCAACAUGCCAACUCCAGKGAAGAGCCCUAACUUGGUGGAACAUACAAGUUCAAACUUGUGGUCGUCAAGCUGCCUAUGAAUUAUCAUGGGAAGAACUCAAAAAGUUACUCAUCGAAGAAUAUUGUUCUAAGAGCGAAAUUCAGAAAUUGGAAGUUGAAUUCUGGAAUCACACCAUGAUUGGAAUGGAGAUAGACAAAUACACAGCCCGUUUUUAUGAGCUUGCAAAGUUAGUACCUCAUAUGGUCACUCCAGACGAGAAACGAAUUGAUCGGUAUCUUUGGGGAUUGGCACCUGAAAUCUGA